Messenger RNA from Chelonus insularis, 1438 nucleotides. Its product is annotated as ribosome biogenesis protein TSR3 homolog. Gene Ontology annotation, biological process: maturation of SSU-rRNA. The record is from RefSeq and is a predicted model, not a curated record. Lineage: Eukaryota; Metazoa; Arthropoda; Insecta; Hymenoptera; Braconidae. The coding region runs from base 603 to 1373 and encodes 256 amino acids. The transcript is spliced from 4 exons. Gene Ontology annotation, molecular function: rRNA small subunit aminocarboxypropyltransferase activity.
UAUUUCUAAACUAGUGUAUACAAAUAUUAAGCAAAAAAAAUUCUGUUAUUCAAAACGAAAAUUUGAAAAGUAAUGCCACGUAGUUCAGUCCCGUAUCAAUACAAGUCUACACCUCAGGUCUUACUGUUCAUAUACAAAUAAAAGUUACAAUAAUUUUUGAUAAGUUGAGUGUGUUUUAAUUUUUUCAUUACUUCACUAAAGAAUAUAAUAUUUUAUCAAAGAAGUACUCCAAAUUUAUUAGUAAUUAUAAAAAAGCCAAAAUAUAAAAUAUUCCAAAUCAUAAGAUUACUAAAAGUAAAGAUUAAUUAAGGAACAAAGAAUUGAUAUUGACAUGUCUUUAUUUUCAUUUUAAUAAAUAUUUGAAUCUUAGAACACUAAUCACUUCGUAUAAGCUCGCUCUUGAUUACUAUAUACACUUGAUCCAAAUAUAUCGUUAUGUAAAAAAGAAAAUACUAUCUAUCGUUAAUAUAAAAAGAUUUCUAUUUUGUGACUUGAUAUUACAUCUAAUUGUGCAAUCUAACCUCUACAUUUUGGAGUAUUUACAUUCAUUGCUCAGUUUUGAAAAAAGAGAUAAGAUUCAUUAGAAAUAAAACUGUGCAAUCAUGUCAAGUAAAAAGAAAUACAAGAGUAAAAUCACGGAUAGACGAAAAAGACAAGUAGUAGGAAAGGAAGAACGAUUUCGUCAAAAAACAGAUAAAUCGGAUCAAGAGAGUGAUGAAGAAUUAGAAUUUAAUCAAGAAGAUGAAAGUCCUGCUGAAUUAUUUCCAAUAGCUAUGUGGGAUUUAGAACAUUGUGAUCCUAAAAAGUGUUCUGGUAGGAAAUUAUCUAGAUUUGGUCUCAUCAGAACGUUAAGAUUAGGUUCACGAUUCUCUGGUUUAGUUUUGACUCCAGUUGGAAAUCAAUGUGUUUCUCCACUUGAUCGAGAAAUAAUAGAAAGCCAUGGAUGUGCUGUAGUAGAUUGCAGUUGGACUAAACUUGAUGAUACACGUAUCAAUAGAAUAAAAAGUCCAAAUCCAAGACUUUUGCCAUUUUUAGUAGCUGCCAAUCCUGUGAAUUAUGGAAAACCAUGUCAAUUGAGUUGUGUUGAAGCGAUUGCUGCUACCCUUAUUAUAACUGGCUUUCGAGAAAAAGCAGAAUUUUAUCUUGGUAAAUUUUCUUGGGGACAUUCAUUUCUAGAAUUAAAUUCCGAAGUAUUAACUGCUUAUGCUGCUGCCGAAAAUAGUGAAGGUGUUAUAUCUGCUCAAGAAAUUUUUUUAGCUAAUGCUCGACAAGAACGAAUAAAUCGACAAGCAAUAUCCGAUUUCCCGCCAAGUGAAGAUAGUGAUACAGAUAACGAAACUAACAAUGAAGAAAAGUUAGAAGAAAAAAAAUAAUGCUUACUUACUAUUUAAUUGAAUGUAAAAUAAUGACUAAAGAAUAAUGAUGGAAUUACUGAAAA